CCAAGGGCCCCUGGGCAGCGGCCCCGCUGGCCCGGUCCGUAAUCCAUCCCUGGUUCAAACCCUCAACCCUGAAGAUGUGAGACAGCAGAAUGCUACCCAGUGACUACCAUGCUAUCCCUGUUGCAUAUUUAAUGCAAGAUAAUUUGUAUGUAGACAUCUAAGAGGAAAAUUGUUUUAUUGUUGCAGUGUUACAUUUUCCUUUAAAUUACCGGGCUCCUUAUUCUAAUGCCUGAUAUAAUUAUUGUAGUCUGCGUAUCAGAUGUACUGUCAAUAGUUCUAUCUUCCAGGUGUGGGUGUAAUAAUAUUUAUGAUAAUUAUGUUCCUUCUGAAUUCCCUGCCUUGUACUUGUUGUUUUUGAUCUAGGCUCCAGACCCCCACGACCCUGCAUAAGGCAAGUGGGUAUGGAAAAUGAAUGAAUGAAUGAAUUAAUAUUUCAUCUGAAUAUUCCCAAGUCACAAAUUGUAUCCUAAAUGGAAACCCAGAAACUGUUUCUGCCUUUGUUAAUAUAUUUGUCACAAUAGGUUCGGAUGUGAACACAUAUAUUAAUAGACACAUUUAUACUAUAUUUUAGUAGAAUGGAAAUUAAGCUAUUUUUAGUCUGAUGUAGGUAUUACUCCAAAUGCUUACUGAAUGAACAAUCCACAGUGAAAUGGUGAAAUGGAAACAUAAGGAAAUGGUGGCCAUUUGAAAUGGUGUAUGCACUUUUGGAAUGGUACAUACUAUUUUGAAAUGGUAUAUUCACUUUUUCUGUAAAGUACGAACAAUUCCACUCCAACAUUACCAUGGAAUUCCCAAAAGAUGUAAAUCUAACAAAUUAUGUGGAACCUGAAAUUGUACUGGGAGUUUUUACAUGAAGCUGCUGAUUAGCUGAAAAGGUGGUAAUCAGUAUUUUAGUAUGGCUCUGGGAAAGGGUCCGCUUUGAAAGAACUAGAACAAGAAGAAAGAGAACAAAGAAGAACUUGUCUGUUAUUUUCAGAGGAUACUGUGAGUCUACAGCUAAAAGGAUUUAACAUGUUGGUGACAAUGAUUCCUAAUAAGAACAUGAAUCGUUAAGGUAAAGAAGGUAGCAGAACCCAUUCUGUUUCAGAGCACACAUUGUCCCAGUGGAGGCAUGAACAUACUCGAGUGAUUGCAUUUAUUUUGACCUCACAAUUAAGAUUUUAGGUAUAGCAUAACAGCUCAGUGGGCAGCACUGCAGCCUCACACCCCUGGGGUUUUGGGCCUCAUUCCUACUUUUGUUCGUGUGUGGGGCUGUACGAUCUUCCUGUAGUCAUAUGAUUUUUCUCCAGCUACUUUGGUUUCCUUCUGUUGUUUGAAACCGAGCAGUUGGAUGAAUCCAUGUCUCUGAAUCGCCCGUAGCGUGAGGGUGUUUGCUCUGUGACGGACUGGCAUCCCUCCUGGCCUGGUCCUUUCAUUCUGCUUCCUCAGACAGACUCCAGGCUCAUUGCAAUCCUAGGCUAAGUCAGCAGUAAUGUGAGACAAAUGGGUGAAAUUCUGACUAUGAGAAUUCUUUAUAAUGUGAAUUAAUUCUGGCUCCAAAUACAAUUUGUUACUGUAUUUUCCCGAGAUUAUCUUUCUUUAACAUGGGAUAGCACAUAUUAAUUAAAAAGUUCUACAUGAUAAUUAUAAUUCACCACUGUACACAAUUUUUUAAUUCGUGUAAAUUCUUAAGAUGUAUGGUUCAAAGGGUGAUAUUUAACUUCUAUUUCAUGAACUUGAUAAUGUGUUAAAUACUGGAUACAGUGUCAAUGUUGGAGGGAACAUUAUUCUCCAUAACUGAUUCCAAUAUAAAGGAGGGUGGUAGCUAUAACAUUAUAGCAUGUAGAACUUUAACUGUAAGGAGCUGCAGAUUCAGGUACAGCUGAAGGACAAUGACUCUUUGCCGCAGUACAGCAGCACCACGAUUUGUGUCAAACAUUCCAGAUCAGAAUGGCAAAGUAUUAAGUCUCUGCUGCCAAGCGAUCAGCCUUGCAUCAGUGGAGUACUUUAAUUGCAAAGGUAAUGGCAGUAAGAGCUGACAUAGGUCACAGUGCCCGAAUCUCCUUUAAAUCAACGGAGACAACAGGCAUCUCUGUUUUCACUGUACAAUCCAGGGGAAUUGCACACUAAACUUGCAGUGUCACUGCAGAAUGAUUCCAAAAUGACAGCUGGCGUAUCAUUGGAGAGCGGGUUCCUCCAACAAAUCUUGGAUUUCAGCCGCAAAGCCCAAGAAUGCCACCAAGAAAAGCAACCAAAAGCACCUAUUUAUCUGAUAUCACUUGUGUUAAUAUUUAAUAAGCAUAUACAGAAUUUUAUGUAAUAUUCAAGGAUAUGGCUAAAUACAGAAAACUAAUUUUAGAAAUACUUUUAAAGUUUGAUGGUUUAGGACCCAACUAAUGUCACGUACCACCCUUUCUAUUUGUAAAAAUAUGAUAGAUAUAUAUGUAUGAAUGUACAGUUGUUUGCGCUUCCUUGACGUGGUUUUAUACAAGAUAUUUUACAUCUUUUCGAAUGCAGGCCAACACAUAUUGAGCUUACAUGCCUUUAGGCGUAUUUCUCCACCAAUCAACAACUAAGAUAUGACAAUAAAAUUAACAAUAAAAUAACCAGAAUAAUAAUCAUUCAGAGUUUAAACCACGCCCCCUGGUGGAAAUUUUCAUAGAAUAAUGUUUAGCAGCAUUCCGUUAUUUUACUAGGCUGAAGUUAACCGGGAACUCAAUGCUGUUUUUACUAUCAGUUCAAACUGAAAUUUUAAAGUAUAAUAACGCGCUGUUUCAUUUAGUAGUCCCUACCUGUACAAUCUGUAGAUAUCGGAAAUUACUGAAAUGUAUACGUUUAUAAUAAACGGGCAUUAUUUCGCGUGUUUGACGUAUCUCUGGCGAUUAACAUAGUGCGCCGGCUCUUAGAAGGCAGUCCGUGUGUAUAAUAUACAUCCUCUUCAAUCAACUUCUAUUUAUUCUCUUCCUUUUUUGCCGUUCCGAUUCAGGAAAGAAUAGUUUUCUCCUCCAAUAGAACGCUGUCCUGUGUGUGGAUCCGCUCCCCCGCCCCUCGUGGGCCAUCACAGUUCUUCCAGCACUGUGGGCUCCGGGAGGAUGGCGUCUUGUUUGUACUUUUUUAUUUUCCAAAAAAAGUAGGGCGCUAUGAAAUGCCGUUUUCUUUUAACGCCACGUUCGGAAUAUCUGACACAAUGUAGCGUUACGGGAUAAUGGAUUGAUCGCUUCGUUUGCAGUUAUUUCAGUAGACUUUUCAUAAUGGAAUGUAGAAAAAGGAAACGGGCCGUGCGAUGGUUCGCCGUGUGCCUGUUUUGUAACUUUACGGACCUGUUUGUUGCGUCACUUGAACUUAGUUAUUCCGUAUCGGAAGAAUUACAACCCGGAGCUUUUGUUGGAAAUAUUGUUAAAGAUUUGGGACUGGAUGUUCGGAGUAUUUCCAAGAGGAAUCUACGAGUCGUUUCGGAUUCUAACGCCCAGUACUUUGAUGUGAACUCGGCCACCGGAGCGCUGGUAAUUAAAAAGACUAUCGACAGGGAACGCACAUGUGAAUUAAGUUCAACUUGUUCUCUGCACUUUCAGAUCGUACUAGAAAAUCCUAUAGAUAUAAACCGAGUUGUGGUGGAGAUUACGGACGUGAAUGACAACGCUCCGCAAUUCCCCAGCAAGAACAUCUCACUGGAGAUGUCCGAGGCGGCCGCUCCGGGGACCACGUUUCGGCUGCAAAGCGCACAGGACCUAGAUGUUGGUCUCAAUUCACUACGCACUUACUUUUUAAGUCCAAACGAUUGUUUUAUUCUAAAGGUCGAAACCAAGAGCGACGGCAGUAAAUUUCCAGAGCUGGUAUUGGAAAAAGCUUUGGACAGAGAAAAGCAAGGCGAAUUUCGCCUCUUGCUCACAGCAGUGGACGGGGGGAAACCAGAAAAAUCAGGUACUACUACGGUCAUUAUUAAAAUCCUGGACGUAAAUGACAAUGCGCCAGUGUUCGAUGAGCCAUUGAAAAGAGUAAGUCUUUUAGAAAACUCUCCUCCAGGUACUUUAGUCACUAAACUUAAUGCUACUGAUGCAGAUUCCGGUUUGAACGGGGAGAUUUCCUUUCUGUUUAGUAAGUACACGCCAGACCGAGUGCUCAGAUUGUUUAGUGUGGAUGCUAAAACCGGGGAGGUGCGCGUAACCGGCGAGGUGGAUUACGAGAAGGCGGAUGUGUAUGACAUCACUGUGCAGGCCCGCGACAGGGGCAGCCCGGCCAUGGAGGGCUCCUGCACCAUUAAAGUGGAAAUCACGGACGUGAACGACAACACUCCCGAGGUGACGAUAACUUCUCUAAACAGCCCCGUCAAGGAGGAUUCAGAACUGGGCACCGUCAUCGCGCUAAUUAACGUUAAAGACCAGGACUCGGGGAAAAAUGGGGAAGUGACUUUGAGGAUUCCUGCUGGAUUGCCGUUUAAGUUGAACUCACCCUUUCAGGGACAUUAUACUGUAGUCACAACUGAAGUGCUGGACAGGGAGACAGUGGCCGAAUACACUGUUGUAGUGACGGCUACAGAUUCUGGGUCCCCGCCCCUUUUGUCACAGUCAGCUUUCGUGGUACGUCUGUUGGAUGUAAACGACAAUGCCCCCGGCUUCUCCCAGCCAUCCUACACAGUGGACGUGACGGAAAAUAAUACACCAGGUGCACUGCUACUCACCUUGUCCGCGUCCGACCCGGACGUGGGCGAGAACUCUCGCCUCUCCUUCUCCAUCCUGGAUGGCAUGGUGGACGGUUCGCCCGUGUCCUCGUACGUGUACGUGGACUCGGAGACCGGGCGUCUCCAAGCUGUGCGGUCGCUGGACCACGAGCAGCUGAAAGCCUUCAGGGUCAACGUGCAGGUGCGGGACGGCGGCCUGCCCGCCCAGAGCUCCAACGUGACCGUGCACGUGUUCGUCACCGACCAGAACGACAACUCGCCCGUCAUCCUGUACCCGCCGUUCCCCAGGGACGGCAACAUGCAGCUGCGGGUCCCGCGGUCUGCCGGGGCUGGCUACCUCGUGGGCAAGAUCGUGGGCGUGGAUCCGGACAGCGGGCACAACGCCUGGCUCCUCUAUAGCAUCGCGCCCGGGCCGCACGCCAACCACUUCCGCAUCGGCCCACACACUGGCGAACUGACGACAGCCCGGAGGCUGAAGGAGGAAGAGGAAGAGGAAGGCUCCAUGUACAACUUUGUGGUAGUGGUGCAGGACAACGGGAAGCCGUCGCUCUCCACCAGCGUGGCGGUCAGCGUGACCGUAGAGGAGAAGAGCUCUCAGGCCGCCCCCGAUACUAGGAGGACGGCCAUGGGAGGGGGCAUGGCCGACUCCAUCCUCUACCUGAUCGUCUCCCUGGCUAGUGUGUCAGCCGUCUGCUUCGUGACGGUGGUGGUGUUGGCGGUGCGCUGCCUGCGCCGGGGCGCUGAUCCCGGCUGCGGUACCUGCUGCGAAGACUCCUGCUGCUACAGCCGCCGCAGCCUGCGCUCCCGACAGGCCCAGCAGCGCUCCCACAAGAACCUCCAUCUGCAGCUCAACACCGAUGGGCCCAUCAAGUAUGUGGAGGUGGUGGGGGGUCCUACAGACCCCAACACCCACACCUACAGGCCCUGUUACUCCACCCUGUCGAGCCGCAGUGACUUUGUGUUUGUCAAGACGCCCAUGCUGAGUCACAACAACACACUGAGCAUGACGCUCUCCAGAAAACACUUAAUCGCUGCGCAAGAGCAAAAGCCCCCCAACACUGACUGGAGGUUCUCCCAGAACCAGCGACCUGGACCUAGUGGUUGUUCCAAACUAGAAUCCGCAGAGCUGAGAUGGACUUCAAAUAAGAGAACCAGAGCUGGCGUUCCACCUGAGGGGGCCGUGGGAACCGGACCCUGGCCCAACCCGCCCACUGAGGCCGAGCAACUCCAGGCUCUCAUGGCUGCUGCCAACGAGGUGAGUGAGGCCACUGCCACUCUGGGACCUGGGACCAUGGGCCUAAGCACCCGCUACAGCCCCCAGUUCACCUUGCAGCACGUGCCCGACUACCGUCAGAACGUCUACAUCCCGGGAAGCACCGCGACCCUGACGGCCAACCCCCAGCAGCAGGCCCUGCCUCCGCCCCAGGCCCAGGCUCCGCCCCCGACCCAGGCCGAGGCCCCCAAGGCUGCCCAGACGCCUGCCAGCAAGAAGAAGUCUGCCAAGAAGGAAAAGAAGUGAGGGGCAGCGGAGAUGAGCUGCAAGGCGAGAGGCAGAUGUCCACGUGUGAGGACAGCCGAUUUCAUUCUUUUUUUGCCUGAUUUUUAUUCGUUGUUAGGUCGGUGUUGCAGAGUGAUGUAGUGAGUUUUCACAUUUCCGGACCCAUUUCUGCUUCCUUUUUUUAAACUCACAAGCUAACCUGUAAUGUGCAUUUAUCUUACUAUAUGAAUAUAUCAUGAUUUUCUUUUAAUGCUGGUGUUUAAGAUUGGGAGGGAUUGGGGCAAUGAAGGCGGAUCCUCUCGCAACAUUAAAUCCAGAGGGAUUUUUAUGAGGUAAAGUUCAAAUGAUAGUUGAACAGGGAUGUGAUCUCUUUGCCCUGUAACUCAGUAUUAACAAUGAAAUUUUAUUUUAUUUUUUUACUUACCGAGAGUGACGCUGACAUUUCCAUUGUUUUCACGAGGCGCACGGUGGAUGCUUUUCGUGGUGGAAAGAGCGACGUUUCGGCUUAGAUGAUGGACAGGCAGAUACGAUGGUGUGUAUCUGCAGACUGAGAACCACAGAAGCUAAACUAUGCAUUGCAGGUGGGGGAAAUGGAUUUCAAUUGGUUGGAGAUUCUUGUCAGCAAUCAAAAAAAAAUUAGCAUUAAUACAUAGCAAAAAAAAAUGCAUAUGUCUUGGUAACUUGGAGAAGACUUUUGGCUUUAAGAUUUUUUUUUUUUAUGUCCUAUUGCUUCGAGAGGAACUUGGAGCAGUUUCAGUGCUGGUGGAUCAUCCUGUCGCUCUGCGUGAGGGGUGUGUGGGCGGGGUCUCCGUUGCUCAUCUCGCUGAACGCAUUAGCCGCUUCGCAUCCCAGUCUGCUGCAUGCUGCCCGAUCUGACCGCACGCAUCCCCACCGUGAGCCCGAGCUGCUCCGGGGCAGUGCGCUAAACGCAUGUAGCUGAGCACCCGGCAACUGGAACACACAUCGCACGCACCAGUGGGCAGCACUAGUGUAGCAGGGAGCUGUCCUGCUGUAGGUUAGGUAUAGCAUAGCGCUAGCUAGCAUAGGGCUAAGGGACACUGGACCUAGCGUAAUUAUAGAACUCUACAAUGUUUAAUUAGGACUCAGGAAGGGUUUUGGAGCCAAGGCUGUCGGGAAAGUCCGCGCGGGACCAGAAGCCCACACCUAAGCAGAUACUGGGCCUCGUCUUGGUGCAGAAACCCGGCAUUGGGCCAAAAGACCCUGUCGCCUCCGUCCACCUGAUCACAGACAGCACUGAGGCCUCUCCAACACACCAUUCCGAGUUUGUAACCGUUUCCCCCCCAUUCUACCAUUGUGCCCCCCCCCAUGUAAAUAUUACCAUUUCUCUCCAGAGCCAGAUGUCUGUAUGAAUCACAUUUAAUAAUUCGAUGUUUAAAAAUGAGCCCUUUUCAGUGUGGCUUACUACUGGAAUGUGUUACGUUUUUAAUUUAGAAAACGGGAAAAAAAAAAACUGAGAUGUUCUUCAAUCUAAGUGUAGUCAUGUAGUAACUAAGCACCCAGAGGACUGAUUAACCCCCCCAGUGUAAAUAAGAAAAAUAUAGAGUAGAAACCUGUGACUUGUGUUUUCUCAAUUUUAACUAAGACAAAAAAAAAAAAAAAAAGCAUUUGUAUCCAUAUGAAACUUAUUUCUGUGUUUGUGAUUUCUCUUUUUGUGUUUGUCCUGCUGGAAUGCCACUAUCAUAGACAUAAAUAUAUAGAUGUGCGUGUGCUGAUAAGCUUGUCCAUACUCUACAGGAAUAUCUUUCUAUAAAAUGCUUAGAUCAGCGCUCAUGUGUUACACUUAUUUUAUAUGCUAAUAUUUAUGUUGCCGUUCUACUUUUUCUUGAACACUGACAUUUCAAAUAAAAAGUUCCUCUGAAAUGUU
Paramormyrops kingsleyae is the source of this 8040-nucleotide messenger RNA. Its product is annotated as protocadherin gamma-C5-like. Gene Ontology annotation, molecular function: calcium ion binding. Gene Ontology annotation, biological process: homophilic cell-cell adhesion. Gene Ontology annotation, cellular component: plasma membrane. The record is from RefSeq and is a predicted model, not a curated record. Lineage: Eukaryota; Metazoa; Chordata; Actinopteri; Osteoglossiformes; Mormyridae.